Messenger RNA from Lates calcarifer (barramundi perch), 4089 nucleotides. It is a transcript of the gene clcf1, whose product is annotated as cardiotrophin-like cytokine factor 1. The record is from RefSeq and is a predicted model, not a curated record. The coding region runs from base 418 to 1947 and encodes 509 amino acids. NCBI's taxonomy places the organism in Eukaryota, Metazoa, Chordata, Actinopteri, Centropomidae. The transcript has 3 exons.
GGGGGAGGGUAGAAAAAGAGGAGGAGGAGGAGGUACCCUACAAAAAGGCUCCGCCGUCAGUCAGUCUGUCACACGGACCACACGCGCCAAAGGCGGCGGAGCGUCACUAGAUUUCAGCUCCAUCUCCUCUCUCAAACAUUAUCUCCAACAUAAUCAACACCUCCGUUUAGAGGAUUAAAUCGACAUCACCUGCGUUAUUAUUAUUCUUUUUUCAUCUCCAGAGUUGAGGAGAGCAGGUUUUAUAAGCCGACACAUGAUUAAAAGUUUGCGAUUUUUUAAAAUAAAAGGCAGCGAAACUCUGAUGUGCAGAGGAGGAGAGGGGAGAGGAGACAUCACCAUCGGUUCAUUUCAGCUCUUAAAUCUGCCACUGGUUGAACUUCAGAGAGCGCGCUGGACGGAGUAAAGGUACUGGGCGAAAUGAAGAGGUUUUGCGGAGUCCAUCAACACCAGCUUCUCCUGCUAUUGGCUGCUGCCAUGGCGACAGCCCUGGAUUCAUCACACAACCUGGCCAGUGAGAGGAGUUCGAUAGAGAGCACGUACGAGCUGACCAAAUACCUGGAGUAUCAGCUCAAGGAAAUCAAAGACGUAUAUCUCACCUACCUAGGCCCUCCAUUCAACGAGAAAGACUUCUCCCCUCCGCGGCCAAACAGCACGGCUCUGUCCCUGCCCAGUGCUGCCACACGCCUGGAGCUGUGGCACGGCCUGGAGAACCAGGCCCGACUCGCCCAGAACCAGAAGGCCUACUCUGUGCUCCUGGCGGCCGUCAGGGAGCUGGCCCGCUCCACCCUCUGCCCCUCCCUCAAGACCUCCCUGCUGCACUUCUGCACAGGCCUAGAUGGACUGCUGGGCUCCAUAUCCGCGCUGAUGACCACGCUCGGUUACGCGCUUCCUUCUCCAUCUGCAAACACUGGAAGCAACGAUGGCGAGCUGCAGUACCCUCAGAGGGGGGCGGUAGGCGACCGACCGGCUCCGCUGAUGAGCCAGAGCCUGUACAGGUCCAGAGCUGGGACAAGGACAGAGUCCGGUCAGCGUAGCAGCCAGAAACGAAGCGGGAUGAGGGUGAUCAGGGGGGAGCAGGAGGAUGGCGUCGGCGUAGACUUGAUGGAAAAAAGGAGAGGGAAAGAGGGGAGGAAAGCAGAGGUGACCACAGCUGGAGGAAGGAGCGGUGGAUCAAGGGAGAGGGGAAGAGGAGAAAGAGGGAGGAGAGGAAAGAGGGAAGAGCCUGAGAGUAGGAGAUGGGCCGCCAGCGAAGAGGAGAGAGCAGGAGGAGAGGAGGAGGAGCUGGAGGAUGAGGGAGGAAUGGAGGGAUGGGGGAGGAGGAGAAGGUUAUUGAGUAUCAGUGAGGAUGGAGAAGAGAGGGUGAUGCAGCCAGAACCUGGGGUCACAUGGUCGUACCCGGGCACAGAGAGCUCCGCCUCCAUUCGACAACCAACCAUCCGAAACGAGAAUCAGUACAGCUACAACCUGAACUCACACCACCCAGACACAAUCAGAAAAGAAGAUGGAUUUAUUCUAGAGAAAAGCACAGCGUUAAUGAUGGCGGAGGAGAAGAAAACAGACAUGGAAGCCACCUCCUCCUCCUCCGCUUUCUAUCGUCAGCGUCGGCCUCCUCGCUCCCUCUUCGUACCCACCCUCCAACCUCCCCUAUCCACCCUCUCCUUGCUCUACCAGUUCGGAGCGGGCGAGGAGCACACCCUUCUCCCCCAGCCCGUUCCUCUGUCUUUACGAAGGGGCACCUCCCUCCUUUCGCCCCCUCUGGCUCCGCUGCUCUCCUCCACCUCCACCUCUUCCUCCUCUUCUUCCCCCUCCUCGCUCCUGUCCGUGCGGCCGACGAUGAACGACUUCGCCAGGAAGGUGGAAGGCUUUUGGAUAUUGCGGGAGCUGCAGAGCUGGCUGUGGCGAUCGGCGAAGGACUUUAACCGCCUCAAGAAGAGACUCCGAGGCUGAGACACUGAGACAGCACACACACACACACACACACACACACACACACACACAAACAAACAUACAAAUGUGCAGUAUAUCGGAAAUCUAUUAUUUGCACAAAAUCUAAGUGGAAACAAACACAUUCAUGCUUAACACGUUCAUUCAUACCGUACUGGAAUAAGUGAAUGAAGGACUAUUUGGCAGGUCACCAGAAGUGCUAAUGGAAUAUAACACACACAAAGCCAACACAUUACCAGCACUGUCACCCGCCUAAUGCACAUAGCAGCUCAUUGAGCAAGACACACUGAGACUGGGCUGAGUUACCGGACUUCACGGCUCAUAGAUCAACAGAAAUACCACUGUAGGUGGUUAGACACACACACACACAAGGGUAGACUGAGUGACAGGCAGCGAGACAGACAGUGCAGCCAUUGAGUGAAAACUGAUUCAGUGACCCCAGAUGUGUGAAUCAGCAAACAUUCAUUUUCUCUAAAGGAAGAAGGGAAAAUGUCUGAAUGGGUAAAAGACAAAAGGAAAAGAGGAGGAAGUGGGGAGGGGGUUAGGAAAUGGCCAGAGGGAUGAGGAGGGCACAGAGGAGGAGAGGAAGAGGCAGAAAAGGAGAGGAAGACGGGAGGCGGUAUGAGUCAGGGGGAUAAGCGGUGGAAAUAAUGGGCAGAGGGGUAAUGCUGAGUAAUCAGAAGUCGACUGGUCAGUUACAGUAACUCUACAACAGCGCUACACAUACUGUCCGGACAGAGAGGUGGUCAAACACACACACACACACACACACACUUGCUGUGGUAUUUGGUGCCUUAACAUACCAUUCACUUCUUUGCUCUUUAUACUACUUUUUAAUGAUUUCACUCGUUAGCAAGAAUUAUUUAACAAAAAUCUCAGUAGAUUUUUUUAAUGUUUAACGGAACAGUUCAGACAUUUUGGGAAACAGACUUUUUUGCAUAUUUUGCAUUGAUUAGAUCAAUUCAACUCUCAUAUCUGACUGAUAUGGAGACAGUUAGCUUAGCAUAUAGACUGUAAGCGGACGAACACCUGGCCUGGCUCUGUCCAAACCAACAAACACCUCUAAAACUCAUUAUUUAACACGUUGUAUCUAGUUUGUUUAAUCUGAACAAAAACCGAAGCACAGGAACGUUAAGCAGCGAUCCUAGAGUCUUGUUGUCACUGGUCACACUCCAGGAUGACACUGGUCCUUGCUAAGAAGUGGUUCAGCAUUUAACCCCAGUCCCAAACAAUGAUGAAGUCUCGCUUUACACUUGUGGUGGACAAACUGACAGUGCCAGUGCAUAACAUUUGAGUUUUUUCAUGGAUUUCACUGUGCACCUCCUCUGCACAUCACGGCUACGGCAGCUUCAGAGAUACCACAUGAACUGUGUGGUUAACAUGUUUGCUUACGUUUUCACCCAGAAGUUUCUGAUGCUGGUAGAGACUGAUCAUAGUGAAGAUAACAUGACGUUGAAAGAGUGCUCAGUAAUCUAGCAAAGUCAUUUCCACUGCAAAGCUUCCGCUAACCAUAACAACAGCUCUCUGUGUAAAUACGGUGACAGUACAGCUAACCUGUGGAAUAUAAUUAAAGCGCCCCAUGGCCUGGUCAUUCAUGAUGUAUCUGUCUAAUGCUGACAUGGUGCUAGCGGGUGUGAUCUGAUCCUGAACCAUAAAUCAAAUCCCAUACUAUAGGUAUCUAUGGCAGGACCUCCCUUGUGUUGAUCGUAAAUCUGACUUCAAGUUUAAUGCUAAGCUAAGCUAGCCAUUUCCUGGUUUAAGCUUCAUUUUUAACAGACGGACAUGAGAGUGGUAUGAAUCUUCUUGACUAACUCUUGGCAAGAAGAUAUUUGAGUUCCCAAAGCCCCUAAGCUGUUCCUCUACGUCACUUCACGCUCCUUAACACAAAAAUGAAACACACUGAGGUGAUUUUUAAGAAAACACGAAACCAGUCUUCUUACUUUUACAAUUUACAGAUGGCUUAAUUUGUUUUUCCAGAAAAAAGUCUGUUUCUAUGUCUUUGCAAUGUGACUCAGAUGAUGUGGCUAAAGGUUAUGGAUCAUAUCUUUAUAAUAUUUAUUGAACAAGAUGUUUAUUUAUUUUUCUCCAGUGUGAAAAUACUGUAUUGUAACUCAAGAGAGAAUAAAUAGUAGCUUUUGUACAGAG